GGUGGCUGGGGCCGGGCCUCCCUGCCUGCUCAGACCUCGGGAGGGGAGAAGCCGCUGGAGGUCCCGAGGUCCCACGCGAGCGCCCAGCUCCUGAGAGCCCGCGGCCAUGACCCCGAGGCUCCUCCUGACCCUCGCCCUCUGGGCCGGCUCCACCUGCCGUGGAAGGGAAGCACCCCCAGCCCACCCCAGGGUGCAGUGCCGAGCGCCGAGGUACCCGAUCGCGGUGGACUGCUCCUGGACCCUGCCACCCGCGCCGAACUCCACCAGGCCGGUAUCCUUCAUCACCACGUACAGGCUCGGCGUGGCCCCGCACGGGGAGAGCCGGCCCUGCCUGCAGCGGGCGCCCGGGACCCCCAGCUGCACCAUCCCCGACGUCCAGCUCUUCUCCAUGGUCCCCUACGUGCUCAACGUCACCGCCGUGCACGCCGGGGGCGGCCGCAGCAGCAGCUUCCUGCCUUUUGUCCCAGAGCGCAUCAUCAAACCAGACCCUCCGGAAGCCGUGCACCUGCGCCCUCUCCCCGGGCAGCGGCUGCAGGUGCAUUGGGAGCCCCCUCGGUCCUGGCCCUUUCCGGAGGUCUUCUCCCUCAAGUACCGGGUCCGCUAUAGGCGACUGGGAGCCACGCGCUUUCGCCAGGUGGGGCCCAUCGAAGCCACGUCCUUCACCCUCAGAGCCGUGCGGCCGCGAGCCAGGUACUGCGUCCAGGUGGCAGCCCAGGACCUCACAGACUACGGGGAGCCCAGCGACUGGAGCCUCCCUGCCACGACCCCCUGACCGUGGGCACGCGGGGGCUCCCCCAUGCCCCGAAAGACAGCUGGGUCUCCGCCGUCCGCCCCGCCUGGGUUCGAGUGUUGGUUUCGCUGCUGAGUAACCUUGCCCAGCGACUCUGCCUCCCCAAGCCAUCCCAGUCCGCGUGAUGGGGUGGACGUGGCCCUUGGGGCGUCGCGAGCUGUGACUGAGAGGUCUCCAUUACUGCUUGAUUAGAAAAGAACCUUUGUUGGAAUCAGGACCCCACCUUCGCUCAGAUCAGACGGGAGGGCUCAGCCCUGGCCCCUGGGGGAGUCUGAGACGGGAAGGACAUGGAGGGCCCAGCCUGGGGGCACUGGCUUGGUCAACUGAACUGCAGCGCUGGAGGCCCCAUGGCGGACGUGUGUUCGGAGCCCCAGGCCAGCCCGAAAGCGUGUCGGGUGCGUGUGCCCCAAAUCCUACGGAGUGGGGCGAGGGAAUCGUGUGACGGCCUCUGCUCACGUGUCUCUGUCGGUUGCGCCCUCGCGCCCUCACACGCAUGAGCUCUCUACUGUGUUUAUCGUAAACGCAACACAGAAACGUUCAUUAAGAAAAGGGGCCAGCCCCAUGGCUGAGUGCUUAAGAAAGCUGGAGCCCCGGGACCAGCAGAUGGUGUAACGGAUACGUCGCUGGACUUCCUCGUAGCCGACUACGGUUCAAGUCCUGGA
Molecule: messenger RNA, 1452 nt
Organism: Tupaia belangeri chinensis (Chinese tree shrew)
Lineage: Eukaryota; Metazoa; Chordata; Mammalia; Scandentia; Tupaiidae
Gene: EBI3
Product: Epstein-Barr virus induced 3
Exons: 5
Coding region: 107-772 (221 amino acids)
Cellular component (GO): membrane
Molecular function (GO): cytokine receptor activity; protein binding
Source: RefSeq, a predicted model, not a curated record